AUGGCAACCGCUUACGAUUUUCUUUUCGAACACUCAAAGGAAGACCUUCGAAUAAAAGCCCUUGGAAAGAUUUCAGAUGUCACAAAAGAACUUUACGAGAGAUCUUUCAAACUCGCUUGGGGAAAACAGUACAUUCAGAAUCAUGUUGCUACUAAUUACGUUGCAUUUUUUACAGGUGCAAUAGUGGUUGAACCGCACAUCAAAGAAGCGAAAGUUUGGAAAGACAGAGCUAAUUUUAUGCUGAGGAGAACCAUGUUACUUCUUGAUCAAAUCGUCGAUGGGUCUAUGGAAGAGGGCGUGGCUUAUGGCUCAUACACCACGCGAUCACUGACCCAGUACAUUUUUUUUGGCUAAGAGACAUCUCGGAACUGAUUUGACAAACAACAUCUGGUUGCGAGAACACUUCUGGUUCUUAUACCACACAAUUCUUCCAAGUUUUACAGAAACUGUUGGUAUUGCCGACUCAAACCAAAUUUGGUUUUACGGACCCGAAAGCCAGCUUGUUUUCUUAGAUAGUCACGUUAUGCGAAAUGGGUAUGGCAACUGGCUUGCCAAAAAAAUCCGCAUGUUACGUGUUGAGAAUUCUGCAAUGGAAGGAGCCUUCGCGCAACGUUUUUGCACACUUCACACGGAGUUUAUUUUCUAUAAUGCAAGCAUUCUAGAAAAGGAACCUCCUAAUGCUUCAACUCCUCAACUUCAUGUUUUUGACGACUGGGGUGUUGUGACUUAUGGAGGCGGAUCUUUGGGAAACGACCGGGAAAAAAAUACAUUUCUUUCUUUUAAAUCAAGCGUUUUGCACGGAAGAACCAUAAAUGGCAUUGUAAGACAUACGCAGUAUGACUGGAUAUCAGGAUGGCGUAAUUUCAACCCAGGACAUGAACAUCCAGAUCAAGGUUCCUUUGUUUUUGUACCUUACGGUGUACCGUUCAUUACCGAGGCCCUCUAUGGACCCAAAUACACAUGGCUCAAUAACGCUCUGCUAUUUGGUCCCACGACGGAACCGACGUGUUCUGGGCCUUUUGAAGGACAAAUUGGCGACUGUAGCAAAUGGUUGGCUUUCAAAAACGAUGCAAUCUGGUUCGCUGAUGCGGAAAUUGUUGCUGCCUCGAAUGCCAAAGAAAUAGUUUUUAUUAGUGGCGAGUUUAG
This is a messenger RNA of Porites evermanni, 1146 nucleotides long. The record is from the annotation of a GenBank genome assembly. NCBI's taxonomy places the organism in Eukaryota, Metazoa, Cnidaria, Anthozoa, Scleractinia, Poritidae.